Messenger RNA from Nerophis ophidion (straightnose pipefish), 1570 nucleotides. Its product is annotated as gastrula zinc finger protein XlCGF8.2DB-like. The record is from RefSeq and is a predicted model, not a curated record. Lineage: Eukaryota; Metazoa; Chordata; Actinopteri; Syngnathiformes; Syngnathidae. Bases 310 to 1326 code for a protein of 338 amino acids. The transcript is spliced from 2 exons.
CAGGAGGAAGAACAAAACAAGAUGGCGUCUGGCGGAGAAUACGUUGUAUUGGUUAUUAUGGUUUCUAGGUCUUAAUUACAGCGUACAUGUGCACAUUUGUGUCGUUUAACAGAGUAAACGUCGUUAUUAAUUGUUUGUAUGCGGAUACAUUAGUCUGAGUGCACUUUGACGUGCUAGCCUAGCCUGCUGGUUAGCUUAGCUUGUUAGCUGCUAACAAAGAGAGGCGGAAGUGAUCGACACAUCAAAGCAGAGAUCCAAUAUGUCUGUGAAGAACAUCUUCACCCUGAGCAACAGAAGUGGAGCUUCAGGAUGCGGACAGAGGAGCCACAGCCCUCCCACAUUAAGAAGGAAGAGGAAUACCCACUGAUACCCCAUUUUAAAAAGGAAGAGGAGGACCCACUGACACCCCAUUUUAAAAAGGAAGUGGUGGAUCCACUGACUCCUCACUCUAAGGAGGAAGAGGAGGACCAAGAGGCGCCGCACAUUAAAGAGGAAGAGGAGGAAGAGGGCAUCAGUCAGCCUAAAUGGUUGGAGGAGUUCCCAGUGACUGGUGUCCCUGUGAAGAGUGAAGGUGAUGAGGUGAAAGGUGAAAGUGAGGAGAGGGGAGGGGGGGAGCCUCCAAGCAGCAGCUCAACACAACACAUGACAACAGAAGCUGAUGGAGACCACUGUGGAGGAUCACAAGCAGACAAGCUCUUAGCUCCACUAUCAGAUAGUGAGGACACAACGUCACACUCUCCUGACACUGAUGAUGAAGACUCUAAAGAUGAUAAGACAUGUCACACUGACAACACUCACUUCACAUCUUCUCUCUGUCACAAAACUUUUAAAUACCAUUGUCGUCUGAAAAGACACAUGAGAACACACACUGGAGAAAAACCUUUUUCUUGCUCAGAAUGUGGUAAAGGUUUUACACGAAGUCAACAUUUGAAAGUACACAUGAGAACACACACUGGAGAAAGACCUUUUUUAUGUUCAAUCUGUGGGAAAGUUUUUAUUCAAAGGUACUAUUUAAAAUCACACAUGAGUACACACACUGGAGGAAAACAUUGUUCCUGCUCAGAAUGUGGUAAAAAUUAUACUCAAAGCCAUAAUUUGAAAACACACAUGAGAAUAGACACUGGAGAAAAACCUUUUUCAUGUUCAAUCUGUGGUAAAAAUUUUACUCGAAGGCAACAUUUUAAAACACACAUGACAAUACACACUGGAGAAAAACCUUUUUCAUGUUCAAUUUGUGUCAAAAAUUUUACUCAAAGGCAAUCUUUGAAAGUACAUAUGAGAUUACACAAUGGAGAAAAAAAAUGUUUCCUGCUCAGACUGUGGUAAAAGUAUCGUACUAAAUCAAAGUUUAAAAGUACAUAUGAGAACACACACUGGAGUAAAACGUUUUUCAUGUUCAAUCUGUGGUAAAAAUUUUACUGGAAGGCAAAAUUUUAAAACACACAUGACAAUACACACUGGAGAAAAAACCUUUUUCAUGUUCAAUUUGUGUUAAAAAUUUUACUCAAAGGCAAUCUUUGAAAGUACAUAUGAGAUUACCACUGGAGAAAAUAAAAUUUCCUGCUCAGAA